Andrographis paniculata is the source of this 1377-nucleotide messenger RNA. RefSeq lists its product as uncharacterized. The coding region runs from base 194 to 1135 and encodes 313 amino acids. The transcript is spliced from 6 exons. Lineage: Eukaryota; Viridiplantae; Streptophyta; Magnoliopsida; Lamiales; Acanthaceae. The record is from RefSeq and is a predicted model, not a curated record. Gene Ontology annotation, molecular function: phosphoprotein phosphatase activity.
UAUUAAUCGACGACAAACCCAUCGCAUUUCUUAGACUGUUCCUCCGUCGCCACAUCGACAUCUAAACGGAGCACUCGCCGGAGCACGCGGCGGGCGGCCGGCCGACCGAAUAUCAGCGCGCGUGCGGAUAUCGACUGCGGAGGUUUUCGUCUGAGGCGCAGUCCGGCUGAUAUCGGUGUUCGCAUAGUUGACGAUGGCGGAGCUGGUGGCGGAAGAAGUGUACGCGCCGCGGACGAUACAGGUGUGGAGAACUCUUCUGAACUGGCUGGCGUUCUUUUCUCAGAUCUUCGCUCAGAUCCUGCGCGGCACACCUUCGGUUAGUGAGGUCCUGUCUUACUUCGGCUGGCGCGAUGGCUCGUUGCUCUCUUCUGCAUCGCCGGAGUUUAAGCCUCUGACGGUGGUUGAGCUCCCCGAUUUUGUCGAAGAGACGGAGGAGGCACCGCGUUCCGGUGCUAUUCCUGUUACCGGUGGCGGAAUCGAUGGAAUUGACGGUGCUUCUUCUCUGGAGAAGCUGACGGUGGUUCUCGAUUUGGAUGAAACUUUGGUAUGUGCCUACGAGACAUCAACUUUGCCAGCAAUGCUACGUGCCCAAGCCACAGAAGCCGGUUUAGAAUGGUUCGAACUUGAGUGCAUUUCUUCUGAGGGAAUCGAAGGCAAAUCUAAGAUCAGUCACGUGACAGUGUUUGAACGUCCCGGGCUACAUGGUUUUCUAAGCCAACUUAGCGAAUUUGCUGAUCUUGUGUUAUUUACUGCCGGACUUGAAGGCUAUGCUAGUCCACUUGUUGAUCGAAUAGAUGUCGAGAAAAGAAUCAAUCGUAGGCUCUAUCGACAAUCUACCAUUAGCACGCAAUACCGCGAUCAUGUGAAGGAUUUAUCGUCCUUAUCCAAGAACUUAUCCCGGAUCGUCAUUGUCGACAACAACCCAUUCAGUUUCUUGCUGCAGCCAUUAAAUGGCAUUCCAUGCGUACCCUUCUCCGCCGGACAACCCCACGACAAGCAGCUUCUGGAAGUCAUUCUUCCAUUGCUUAAGCAACUUUCUCUGCAGAGCGACGUCCGGACUUUACUCUACGACAAGUUCCAUAUGCCCGAAUGGUUUCAAAAGCACGGAAUCACUACUCCGGGCUGGCCAAGCUGAGGAUACGAUCGUCGUCGUUCCAUUACUGGUUUCGGAAAAUAUACACUUUAGAGGUAAAUUAUUCUCUUCCAAGCUGUAAAUUUUUGGUAAAUUUGAUUGAAAAUUACUGUGAUUAUUAUGUAACUCUGUUGAUAGGUUUCUCUGCAUCUCCCAUUGUUGUUGUUGUAUAUAUUGGUGAAUAUUGUUGUGAUUUUUUGUACCAUACGUGUUCUUGAUUUUAGAAAAUAUGUGUAGUUAUGUGA